GAUUUAGAAUAUCGCAUUAAUUCCGGACGAAAUGUAAUAGAUUAUUUUGAAAUCAUCUAUAAAACAUUCAAAAAUGAGAAAUCACUAUUUAAUGUUCCAGAAAUGUCAAAUAUUAUCGAAUGCUCUAAUAAUUCUCUUUUAAAGAAAAUAUUAAGAGAUGAUGAGUGGAAAAAAAUUAUUGAAGAACAUUCAUUUCAUAUUGAUAUAGACAUUACUAUCUCUCAUUAUUUGAAUCAGUUAGCUGAUUUUUUAUGUGAUGAUAAUAAUAUCAUUAAUGAUCAUGAAAUGCUCUGUCCAUCUGAUGAUAAUUCACGACACAUCGAGUUAAAAUUCUAUUACAAGGCUUUAGUAAAAUUUAAUAUAAGUGAAGUAUUGUUAGAUGGAUAUGCAAUUACAAACCCUACUCCUUCAAGUAGCCCAAGAGACGAUUCAAGUAGCACGUUAUCAGAACAUGUAGAAGAAAUCUUAUCUUCAUUCAUAGAAGAAAAUGUUGAGGAACUAUCAAAUUCAGAAAAUGGUUAG
Messenger RNA from Racocetra persica, 522 nucleotides. The record is from the annotation of a GenBank genome assembly. Lineage: Eukaryota; Fungi; Glomeromycota; Glomeromycetes; Diversisporales; Gigasporaceae.